This is a messenger RNA of Saprolegnia diclina VS20, 1325 nucleotides long. RefSeq lists its product as hypothetical. The transcript is spliced from 7 exons. NCBI's taxonomy places the organism in Eukaryota, Oomycota, Saprolegniomycetes, Saprolegniales, Saprolegniaceae. The coding region runs from base 83 to 1072 and encodes 329 amino acids. The record is from RefSeq and is a predicted model, not a curated record.
CGGUAAGCUGUUCUGUGGGCUCGACCAGCUGGUUUCGUUACCAGACCGUGGGUGAGUCGGUGGUUUUUCGACGCGAAGCAUCAUGGUCGGGGCAUGGCUGACGUCCGCGAGGCAAUGGUGGCGGCCCAACGCAUGGAAGCUCGUUGUCGCGAUGGUCCUCUACCACGGCUGGAACCACGCCGUCUUGGUCUUCCGCGCGUUCACACUGCUUCGCCGGCGCUUCCCGCAGCACUCGUACUUCCGCGCGCUCUGGUCGUCGUGCAUCUACAUCCUCACAGUGCAGCUCGGCGAGAUUGGCAACGUGGCGUUUGGCGUGAGCCAGCCGCGGCUCGUGCGCCGGACGCUCGCCUCGUCGCUGCGGCUGCGCACGAACGACUUCAAGUACGGUCCGCACGAACGCCACGCGCUCGACCUCUUUGGCACGACCAAGGACGCGUCAUCGAUAUCGCGGCCCGUCGUCAUCUUCAUCCACGGCGGCGCGUGGGCCAUGACCAACAAGUUCCACUACGCGGCGGUGGGGCAGGAGCUCGCCAAGCAUGGCAUCCUCACGGUCGUCGCCAACUACCGCGUCUUCCCGCAUGGCGACGUCGAAGACAUGCUCGAGGACCUCUCGUCGAUCGUGCAAUGGACGGUCGACAACAUUGCGUCCUACGGCGGUGACAUUGGCAACAUUACGCUCUCGGGGCACUCGUCCGGAGCCCACGUGUCGUCGCUUCUUCUCCUGCAGUCGGCGCGGCGCAUCGCGGCCAACAUUCCCCAGAAAUUUGAAGCCGCCAAGCACAUCAAGACCUACGUGGGCUUGAGCGGCCCGUACGACAUGGACGACCACUACGCCUUUGAAGCGGGCCGGUCGAUCGGGCCCUUCCGUGCCCACGCAAUCUCGCCACUGCAUCCGUCGAUGCACGGGCGCAAGCACUUUGGCUCGUUCAGCACACCGCAGCUCGUCCAGCCGGGACUCAAGUUGCCGCCGCGGAUGCUCUUGUAUCAUGGCAUCGACGAUGUGGUGGUGCCGCUGAGCGCAACAGUCAAGCUCGCCAAGAGCUUGGUACGCUGUCGAUCACGAGCUUGGUGACUCAUGGAUACUGUGUAGCGGGACGCGGGAACGGCUGUGGAUGUUGUCGAGCUGCCGUGCGGCCACGUGGAGCCACUCUUGGCGCUCAUGGGCGAAGACGCGGCGCUGAAAGAGGCCUUCUUUGCGUCGUUUUUGCCCGUCGUGCGACGCCCCCGCUGGCCGCUGCCGAGCAAACUGUAGACAUUGUAUACAUUUUCACUCGACGUUUGAGCUUGUUGAAUCGUAUGUUGAUAUAUUGAAACCAAGGCUGAGC